CAGAGGACAAGGUGGCUAUGGGUAAGGCUGUGGUAUACACAAGGAUACCUCAUCUGUACCUCUGGCUAGAGAUAUUGAAUAUUCUUUCAUCAUGGCCCUUGACUGGGUAUGCUCAGCACACCAGCCUCCCAGAAGUAGUGAUACCCUUACGGGUCACAGGCAACAGACCAAUGUGGACUAUGGGAUGGCUGACCUAUAGCCUGCGAUUUGGGGGCCAGAAACAUUUUAUUCACAUAAAGGCCAAGAAGUUCUUGGUUUCUAGACUCUUCUCUGUAUUCACCUACACUAAGCAAGGUGCUCUGCACAAGGACCAGCCUUAUGUCCAGAAUGAUUGCUACUACCAUGGCCAUAUGGAUGGAGACCCAGAGUCUAUUGUUGCUAUUACCACCUGUUAUGGAGGCUUUCAAGGAAUAUUACAGAUAAAUGGCACAGUCUAUGAAAUCAAGCCCAAGAACCUUUCUUCCACAUUUGAACAUUUGGUUCACAAGAUGGACAGUGAGGAGACAGAAUUACUCCCCAUGAGAUGUGCAUUGACAGAAGAAGAGAUAGCACGGCAAAUGAAACUUCAGCAGAAUGAGAACCCCACUCUGAUGCAAAACCACUAUGAGGAAUGGUGGACCCACAGGAGUUUUCUUGACCUGGCAUUGGUUGUUGACUGUGAGCGAAUUCAUUAUCAUAACAAUAAUAAAUCACAUGUGUUAGUGGAAGUAUUCAUGAUUAUCAGUUUAAUAAAUAAGAUUUAUUUUGCACUGGAUAUUGAGGUAGUUUUAAUUGGACUUGAGUUGUGGAAUGAAGGAAAUCUUGUGCCCGUGGAUAGAAUGGAAAUUCUUCUAGAGGAAUUUUGUGUUUGGAAGACUCUCAGCCUUAAUAUUCGAAUUCCAAAUGACAUUGCACAUCUUUUUGUGAAUCAUUCAUUUGGUAAAUUCCUUGGUUUAGCCUAUGUUGGUACUGUCUGUCUGCUAUCUAAUAAUUGUGGAGUUGAUCGUCUGUUAGGUCCUAAUCUUUUUCAAUUUGCACAUAUUAUAGCACAUGAGAUGGGUCAUAAUCUGGGUAUGGAGCAUGAUAGCAGCUCGUGUACAUGUGGAGGAAUAAAUUAUUGCUUAAUGUCUUCAACGUACAGUUUCAACCCCGAGUUCAGUAACUGUAGUUAUUCUAACUUCUGGACAACAUAUGCUACUACCAAUUGUUUGCGCAAGGAAAAGAAGUCAAUAGGCAACCUAGAAAUCCAGUUCUGUGGGAAUGGUGUGGUUGAUGAUGGAGAACAGUGUGAUUGUGGAGACAGGCAUAUGUGUGAAAGAGAUCAAUGUUGUAACUCCAGGGGUGCCCUUAAUGAUGGCGCUGCCUGUGCUUUUGGGCUUUGCUGCUUAUAUUGCCAGAUCAUGCCAGCAGGCACAGUUUGCCGACAAGAGGUCAAUGAAUGUGACCUUCCAGAAUGGUGCAACGGACAUUCACAUAAGUGUNCUAAUGACGUUUAUUUGCUUGAUGGGAGUCCCUGUAGAGAUGGUGGCUACUGCUAUGAGAAGAGAUGUAAUAACCGAGAUGAACAGUGUAAGCAAAUCUUCGGCAAAGAAGNCAGGAGUGCAGAUCACAGUUGCUACAGAGAACUCAACACCCAAGGUGACCGUUUUGGCAACUGUGGUAUGAUCAGAGAAGCAUACUUAAGAUGUCAUGACCCAGACAUCCUCUGUGGCAUAGUUCAAUGUGAGAACAUAACACGCAUUCCAUUUUUGAGGGACCAUUCCACUGUACACUGGACUCACCUCAAUGGUGUCACCUGUUGGGGGAUUGACUACCAUUUUGGGAUGACAAUCCCUGACAUUGGUAUUGUGAAAGAUGGCACAGACUGUGGUCCAGAGCAUGUGUGUAUUAAUAAGAAGUGUGUUAGUAAGCCAAUUUGGCUAGAACAGUGUUCAUCCAAGACAUGUACUAUGAAAGGUAUGUGCAACAAUUUACACCACUGCCACUGCAACUGGAGGUGGGACCCACCACAUUGCCUGGAAAGUGGCUUUGGAGGGAGUGUUGACAGUGGCCCUCCACCUGGAGAAGAGAAAUCCCAGCAACAUAUGGACCUCGUACUGAUUACUCCAAUUCUUUCCAUUGCUUCCUUAGUCUUUCUGUUACCUUGGCUUUUGAAUAGGUAUAUAAGAGCAUCAUCAAAGUUUGAAGAACCUACUGUUUCCACUUCCAAGGAGGAAGAAGAGAGCCAUGUGGCAAGUAAUGAGUCAGAAGCGCAACAGGUUGAAACGUGAAAAGUAAUACAUUAUAAGCCUUCAUGCAUUACCACAUAUCAUCUUGGCAUGUGUAGCAU
Molecule: messenger RNA, 2308 nt
Organism: Mus caroli (Ryukyu mouse)
Lineage: Eukaryota; Metazoa; Chordata; Mammalia; Rodentia; Muridae
Source: RefSeq, a predicted model, not a curated record